Molecule: messenger RNA, 1205 nt
Organism: Teleopsis dalmanni
Lineage: Eukaryota; Metazoa; Arthropoda; Insecta; Diptera; Diopsidae
Product: transforming growth factor beta-1-induced transcript 1 protein
Exons: 4
Coding region: 231-764 (177 amino acids)
Cellular component (GO): nucleus; Z disc
Molecular function (GO): transcription coregulator activity
Source: RefSeq, a predicted model, not a curated record
CAAAAAUUUAGCUCCGUAAAAAAUAUACAUAAAUUAAAAAAUUGUAAAAUAGUAAAUUUGUUUUGGGUGCAAAAAGUAUAGAAUAUAAUAGUGAACUGCAACCUUCGAUAAAUUGAAAGUUUGAAAUAUCCAUUUUUUGCACGAAUUUGUUUCUUGUGAAUACCGAUUCUACCAAUUUUGGACUACUUGGAUUUCUUUUGGAAUAGCAUAAUAUAACAUCAAUCAACAAUAUGUCUGACGCAGUCUGUCACAAGUGCAAUGAAGUCAUCACACAGCGCAUCAUCACAGCCUUAGGCAAAACAUGGCAUCCUGAGCACUUUGCCUGCAAGGAUUGCGACUCUCCAAUUGAGGAGGCUACCUUUAACAUUCAAGAUGGUGAACCUGUGUGCGCGAAAUGUUUCCUAAAGAACUACUCAGGCACUUGUUUUGGAUGUAAACAACCGAUUCUAGAGCGUACAAUUAAGGCACUUGGUCAAACAUGGCACGAAAACUGCUUUGUCUGCGGUGGUCCUUGCAAGAAACCAUUAGUGGGUACAUCAUUUUAUGAACGUGACGGCCAAGCCUAUUGUAAGCCAGACUUUGAGGAACUGUUUGCUGCUAGAUGUGCUGGUUGUAGCAAACCAAUAACAGAAAAUGCGAUUGUGGCUUUGAGUGCUAAGUGGCAUCGCAAUUGUUUUAAGUGCAAGAAGUGUUUAAAUCCCAUCACAGCAAGUACUUUUGCUGUAGAGGAAAAUAAACCGGUUUGUACUGAUUGUUCUGCUUAAACUUAGCACCAAACAGUCAUUAACAAUCAAUGACAACACUAGCACCCGAAGUAGGUCCCUCUUAUAUCGUAAAUAAGCGCCAAUAACACCUGAAAUAAGCCUCUCUUAUAUCGCAAACAAGCGCCUAUAACACCUUUAACAAGAAGUCAACAUAUGUAUGUGUAACGAAGCAAAUAUAGCGAGUAAAAAAAAAAGAUGAGAACUAUUGCUUCCAAAUAAAAACCAACAACAAAAACUCGCGCAAAAUUACCAACAUAAGCAACAUCUAUGGACAAAAACAUUUCACUGAAGGUCCAUUUACUAACAAAAACUAUUAAUGCAAAUAUCAAUUGCACGUCAACCUACCAACAUAACAUCUAUGGAAAACAAACGUCUUAGUGAAGGUCGACAUCUCUAGGAAAACCUUUCAACUACACUAGAAAUUUAAAAAACACAAAAGCA